This is a messenger RNA of Corvus hawaiiensis (hawaiian crow), 4731 nucleotides long. RefSeq names its product VAMP associated protein B and C (gene VAPB). The record is from RefSeq and is a predicted model, not a curated record. Gene Ontology annotation, biological process: endoplasmic reticulum membrane organization. Gene Ontology annotation, cellular component: plasma membrane; endoplasmic reticulum membrane. Lineage: Eukaryota; Metazoa; Chordata; Aves; Passeriformes; Corvidae. Bases 287 to 1018 code for a protein of 243 amino acids. Gene Ontology annotation, molecular function: FFAT motif binding. The transcript is spliced from 6 exons.
CCGCCGCCCGACCGCCGGCCGCGCCUGUCCCCGCUCCGGGGCCGCCGGGAGAGUGUGAACAAGCACCCGGGCGAGGGUGAAACAGCACCCGAGCGACGAGCGAACGACCAGCCGGGACAGGGUGAACCGGCACCCGGGAGAAGGGUGAACCCGCUACCGGGCGCGCCCCCCGCCCGCCUUCCCUCCUCCCUCCCUUCCUCCCUCCCUCCCCUCUUCCUUCCCCUCCCUCCCCGUCCCUUCCUCUCUCCGCCUGGUGCCGCCACCGCCGAGGAGGAGGAGGAGGAACAUGGCGAAAGCGGAGCAGGUCCUUAGCCUCGAACCGCAGCACGAGCUCAAAUUCAAAGGUCCUUUCACAGAUGUGGUCACUACAAACCUGAAGCUCGGCAACCCCACGGACAGAAAUGUGUGCUUCAAAGUUAAGACCACAGCACCACGUAGAUACUGUGUAAGGCCCAACAGUGGAAUUAUCGAUGCAGGAACAUCAAUUAAUGUUUCUGUGAUGCUACAGCCUUUUGACUAUGACCCUAAUGAGAAAAGUAAACACAAGUUUAUGGUUCAGUCUAUGUUUGCUCCAGCUGAUACUUCAGAUAUGGAAGCAGUAUGGAAAGAAGCAAAACCGGAAGAACUCAUGGAUUCGAAACUUAGGUGUGUGUUUGAGCUACCAGCAGAAAAUGAUAAGCCUCAUGACAUAGAAAUAAAUAAAAUUGUAUCCACAACUGCAACAAAGACAGAUUCCUCUGUAAUGUCUAAAUCAAUAAGUUCUUCUUUGGAUGACACUGAAGUUAAGAAAGUAAUGGAAGACUAUAAGAGGCUUCAAGUAGAAGUUCAGAGGUUACGGGAGGAGAAUAAACAGUUUAAGGAAGAAGAUGGACUGCGGAUGAGGAAGGUACCCCAGACAAACAACCCAAUAUCUCCUUCUGCAGCUGCUGUCAAGGACGAAGGGCUCAGCUCCAGACUACUUGCUUUGGUGGUUUUGUUCUUUGUCUUUGGUGUAAUUAUAGGAAAAAUAGCCUUGUAGAGGCAGCAUGCUGGAAAAUUGUAAAUUGGUUUGAUGGUUCUGCCAUAUCAUUGGAUUAAAUUUAUUCAUAACAAUGUUUAAAAAAAAAAUUAAUGUAUGACAUCUCACAGGUCUUGCCUUUAAAUUACCCCUGCACAAAUACUAUGUAACAUAAUCUAGAAAGUUCAAAAUGUAUGGUGAGGGAAUGAAUGAAAGAGAAUAUGCUUCAGUGAUGAAGGGGGGGGAGAAAAUCCUGAUUUAACACUACAAUGAAAUAUUGUAUAUGUCAUUUUAAACAUUCUUAGACCCUGGUACAUGUUGCUGGAUUACCUCUUUUUAAAAAAAAAAAAGAAAAAAAAAAAGGAAAACUAGAAAAACCUCUUCCUCCACUGCUGGAGCUGGCCCUAAGGAUGUUUGGAGCUGGGUUAGGCAGGAGGUGUUGAUAACUUCUGUAAAAUACGUUAAUCCACCAUUCUGCUCAUAAAUUUAACAGUUUCUGUCAGUGUCUUCAACUCUGUGCAAGUUACCAACUUCUUGGCACUUAAAUGAGUAGUGAGAAGCUGCAAAGACUUGUCUGUGGCAACGCUGAGGGAGCUGGGCAGCACCGAGGGGCUCGUUCGGAAUAAAGGUCAAUGCCUUGUUCUCACCAAGGGACCAAGCUACAGUGCUGUUGGUUCAUUUAGCUGAAUUAAAAUGUUAUUCAGAGAUGUUUAAUGCAUAUUUGACUUAUUUAAUGUAUUUCCUCUCAUGUUUCCUUAUUGUCACAGAAUUGACUAAUACUUUGUGGUAUGAAAAGGCACCUGUUCAAAGCCAGUGAAAAGAACUAGAAAUUUGCUGCUGUAGUGGUGCAAGAUUAUUCUGCCUCCUGGUGUUUUUGGGCACUACACAAUUGUUGGGAGUUUUGAUCAUCUAAGCAUUGGGGAAAUAGUGGUCAGGAAACUGUUUUUGUAUGUAAAUAAGUCUAUCUAGGGGAGAAACAAAAAUAUUAGUAGUAAACUAGUCCUAUGCCGUAAAAAGACCAAUCUUGUUUGACUAUGUAGCAUCUUAAAAAAAAAAGAAAAAAAAAGAAAAGAAAAAUUAAAUAAAGCCCCCAAAUUAAUGUUUCCUUUGUUACUUUUGUCCUGUUCUCACAGUUUUAGAGGUGGGAAGGAAAGAGUGUUCUCUUGUCAGUUUGUUCAUGGCAUAAGGAAACUUGCAGUUGUAUUUCAGGGUGAAUUUCUUUUUUUUCCAGACUAAUUUUAAAAUCAGACCAAGCCACCCCAUCAUGAGCCUGACACACACAAGUUGUUCAGAGUAACCAUGUUGCUGCUGAGGUAUAAGGUAACAUCCCAUUUUCCAGGUUAGUUCAGGAGUUCAGACACUUGACAAGCACCUUCAGGGUAAGGUGAAGGUAAUUUUGUGUCCAGGCUUCCUUUUACCACAAGGUGUAUAAAUAAACUCAGAGUGUUUUAACAUGACGGAUUCAGUAGAUGAAACCAUUUUUGAGCAGGUAAAUUCACAUCUAUUCUUAAAUGCUAGACCCAGAAACCUUCAGUGACAAAAUUUUUUGUAGCAUAUUACAAGAUGAAACUGUCUUUUAAAAAUGACUUCAUUCAUUCCUUCCAUAAUCCUGGGAUUCUGUGAGAAAGCUGUUGGGGCUGCAGCCUGCCUGCUGUACUCCUUGACCUUUAUGUUUGUCCCACUUGUGUCUCAAGGGUUUCCUCCUUUGCAAGUGCUAAUAAGUGAAAUUUUAUUUGAGGCUUAAUAAGAAAAUAGGUAGGAAAAAAACCCCAUAACUGGUGUGUUCAGCUUAUGAACAUGAAUAUGGAAGUAUUUCUGGGAGAUUCAAUAGAAAGGAGAGGUGUAUUUUUUAGCAUUUUAAAGUGCUGGUGCCUUGUCUGCUCAGAGGGAAGGGACAGAGCCACUGCAGCCUGGCUGCAAAGGGCAGGGCAGGUGGCAGAUGAGCUAGAAAGGGCAAAGCCCGGAGGUUUUGGGACAAAUUGGGCAGAAUUGAUCAAGAAGAUACUUCCUGGGCAGUAGAAGCUGAAGAAAACUUUCUAAUGAAGCAUUCUUUUCAGAAAGCCGAGGUUAUGAGUGAUACUGCAAAAUUAGUUUUCAUGGCUUUGAAGAAUGUAUUUGAGAAAACCUCUGCUGAAGGGACACUGACAUAAGAAGUAGGUUUUUUUAAGUGGCUGUAAAUAUCUUCUUCUCUUACCAGAAUUCCUGAUCUGCUUUAAAUAAAAAAAAGUCUUUUUGAGACUCCUUUGUUCUGCUUAAAAACAGCCUAAAAAAGGUUGGAUUUCAACAAAAAGUCACUGUCUUUGCAGGAUAAAGGGGGAGGAUUGAAGCUUUAAGCUAGUCUCCGUGAGUAUGUCUGGAGUAAUGUUCCAGGCUGGUUUUACACCCGGUGUAAGCUACCACAGCUGCCUUUGCUGGCCCAGGGCAAAGCCAGCAGCAACUCUCUCCUCCCCCAGUGCUCAGCAGUCACUUUUUGGUGAUCUGUGCCAGCCUGGAACUGGAAAUCGUUCAUGAGCAAAGUUGUUCCUGGUGUUUGCACUCCAGGAUCAUAAAGAGGUCUCAGAAAACCCUCUCAUGCUUUUCCAGAUUCCCUUCAAACACGUGAUCAAGGAGACCAGGAGAGGAUUUCAGUGUUGGUAACAUCUGUAGCCUGCAGCUGAGCUGACCCACACCAGUCCUGAACAAAACUCUUAAAUGAACUGCUUGUAUUUUGGAAUUUAACAAAAUCCUGAGGUCUUCCCUCACCAUUUUUGACAAGAGCCUGAACACAGUAGCCCUGAGUUGUCUGGGUAAUGCUUUGCUUUGCUGAGCUUAAAAUAAAGCGACUGAUCAGGGGAAUCCUCACUCCCUGUUUGACCAAACCCUUCUUUCAUAGGCAGUAGAGAGAAAUCUUAAGGAUUUUUUUUCUUCCAGGGUUCCUAAAAGGCCAGUUUAUAGCUAGAGGGCAAAUAUAGAUUGGAUGGGUAUUCUUAAGCCACCUGACUCUUCUUGUAAGUUGUUCCUUCCAUGGCAACACAAGAGCAAAUGUUCUCAUGAAGUAUUCACAGAAAGUGAAUUAUUCUGAAGGACAUUGUACAUCUUAGGAAGUUGUGCACAAAGUGUAGUUUCUAAAUAAGAUUAUUGUCUGGGGUCCUCACACAACAUCAGAUAUUAGAAACCUGUGAUUGAUUCAUGGUAGUAGAAAUCAAGUUAUUACUAAUCUAAUUAUUGUCCUUGCUGUUACUUUUAAGAUGACCACUUGCACAUUUAUUGUUGAUUUUUGUAACACCCAGUAGAGGCUGCUUGGUGCACUCUUUGGGCGAAUUUGGGAUAAACAGAUAUUUGAAAUGUCUUGAAGCCUAGUGCUGGGAAAUGAAUGGAAAAUGGUUUCUUCUAUUUUUGUGUAGUUCUCCACAUCUUAAAGCAAAUAGUCCGUGCAUGAAUGAACAUAAGUAUUGCUGUGCAUUGGCAGUUGUCAGCUGGGAAUGCACAGCUGGAGCAGCUGCAUGUGCAAGCCAGGACCAGCUCAGGUUACUGGGGAGUAGCCUGGGGGCUGAAGAGCAAGAUCAUGUCAUGUUGUUAUGUUGAGGGGGAUUGAUGUACCAUAAUGUCAUUUUCUAAAAAUACAGGAUUGUAAAGCUCAAUGGUGGUGUUACUUUUUCCUCCUGAAAUGCUGUUAGUGGGAUAAAGUUGGAACUUCACUUUGCAAUUCACUAGAAUUUCUUUUCAUCAAUAAACUAUGAAGGGUUUGUAUCUGC